GGAAGAUCGGGUCGGGUUCUGUCCGGCUCCUUACUCGCAACACCAAGCACUAUCCGUUCUAUCCCCCGUUUGCCUGAAUCCUCCCCCGCUUCGUCGGCUUCAGGUACGAUUGGCUCCCGCCAUCGGCAUUCAACCUCGCUGAGUGCACCACCAAACGACGGGGCAUCAUCUCAUACCAGCGGUUGCCGGCAUACAUUCGUGACGGCUGUAGAAACUUUGCAGCCGUUUCUAAGUUCGGAUUUCGUAUCACUUCUUGUCCCUAACUGAGCUACUUCCACCAAAAUGAUUGAAUUUGUAGACAUCAACGGUGCUCGUCUCGCGUAUCGCAUCGCCGGGCCCGAGCAUGCUCCCCUGAUGAUUACACUCCAUGGCGGCCGAGGAAUGGGUGACCAUAGGUCUGAUUUCAAAAUCUAUAGCCAGCUCAGCGACAAGAUCCGGGUUCUCUCAUUUGAUUAUCGGGGACAUGGCCAGAGCUCCUUGACCAAGCCCUACACCUUUGAGCAAAUUGUUGAUGAUAUUGAGGGAGUGAGACAACGUUUCGCUGGAGAUAACCAGGUCAUCAUUUGCGGUGGCAGCUUCGGGGGUUUUCUAGCACAACAUUACGCCAUCAAGUAUACUCCGCGAGUUUCGCAUUUGAUCCUCAGAGGAACAGCACCGUCCCAUCACCAUGAGGCUGGCGCCAUCAAAACACUGGAGGAAAGGAUUCAUAAAGUCCCCAGCUUCUCUGUCGACAUGCUGAAGAACAAGGUCUUUGGGGCCUAUGAGAGCGAUCUAGAAUUCCAACUAAUAUACUUCGCAAUGAUGCCGCUUUACAAAGAGUCGUUCGAUCCCGAUGAGGCAUUGAGGAGCAAUCUUGAUGGAGUUUAUGUUGCUGAAUCGCACAAUGAUCUAUAUUCCGAGAAAGAAAAGUAUUUUGAUUACACGGAUCAGUUGCCAGAGAUCACGGCUAAGACAUUAGUCAUUGUCGGUGACAAGGACUGGAUUUGCCCUCCCGAAAACUCAAAGUUGAUUGCUGAAAGAAUUCCGGGGGCCGAGCUAUUCCGAGUUGAAGGCGCUAACCAUGGCGUUCAUGCUGAGAAACCAGAGCUGGUUCUUGGCAGGAUUCGAGAGCACCUGAACAUUUGACUUGCAUUUCCAAUUUGUAAUAAUGGAACAAAGGCUGGGGGACAAAAUGGCAGAAGAAGACUCAAACUUCCAUAGUUCGAUUGGCAUUGACUAUUAAAACAGCAUUUGUUAAAGUAAUGCGCAAAGCGUUCUGUCUCUUGUAACCUUUAGAGGUACUAUGCACAUGGAAGUAUGGUAACAGGACGAUACCCACGUGGACUAACC
This is a messenger RNA of Colletotrichum navitas, 1329 nucleotides long. RefSeq names its product Alpha/Beta hydrolase protein. The transcript has 5 exons. Bases 283 to 1125 code for a protein of 280 amino acids. Gene Ontology annotation, molecular function: peptidase activity. Gene Ontology annotation, biological process: proteolysis. Lineage: Eukaryota; Fungi; Ascomycota; Sordariomycetes; Glomerellales; Glomerellaceae. The record is from RefSeq and is a predicted model, not a curated record.